Molecule: messenger RNA, 3596 nt
Organism: Thlaspi arvense
Lineage: Eukaryota; Viridiplantae; Streptophyta; Magnoliopsida; Brassicales; Brassicaceae
Source: the annotation of a GenBank genome assembly
AAAUCGCAAUUCGCUCGAGUUCCGUUUCAAUCCCAAUAUCUCGUAACGUCUUCCGUGGAAAUCUCUGGUGUAAUCGAAGAAUGGAGACUGAUCUGGAGAAGAAGACCGUUGAAUUCGCGGAAGAGAUGCAGUCGCAAGUUCAGGUACGAUCAUCGGUUGCGAAUCUCGAUCUGUUUAAGCAUAGGGAAGAAGACGAUGAAGAAGAUAGGUUUAUCGCGGAGGAGAAAAUAUCUCGCGGAACUGUUUCUGUAAGAUUUAAACUGAAUAACCCAAAUAAAAUCUUUAGAAAGAGAAAAAGGGAAUCGGAAAAAGAAGAAGAAGGUGAUGAUGACAAGGUUUUGGGAAACUAUGAGAUAGCGAGGUUGAGGGAACUCUCGAGACGAGAGUAUCUGAAGAAUAGGGAGGAGAAGAAGCUGGAGGAGUUGAGGGAUGAGAUAGAAUUUGAGCAAUCACAUUUUGAUGGUGUGAAGCUCACUGAGAAAGAAGAAAUUGAGUUUAGAUACAAGAAAGAAAUGUAUGAGCUGCUGAAGAAAACAGUAGGGGAUGAUGGUUGUUAUUAUAAAAUUCCAGAUGCUUAUGAUCAAGAAGGGGUUAUUGAUCAGAGGAAGAGAUUUGCUGUGGCGACGCAGCGUUAUAGCGAGGGAACGAGCAGGAGACGCAUGACUGAGCAAGAAGCUUGGGAAGAUCAUCAGGCUCAGAAAGCGACAGUGAAGUUUGGCGCAAAGAACAAGAGUCAAGCUUCUGAUGGGUAUGAGUAUGUGUUUGACGAGUUAACAGGUUUUGUUGAGACAUCUGAUGAGGUGGAAACUGAGAAACACCGAGUUUGUGACACGAGAACAGUUGCGGAAAAGGCUAAGGAAGAGAGGAAACUGCUUCCGAUUCAUGCAUACCGAGACGAAUUGCUGAAACUCAUUGAAGAGAAUCAGGUUCUCGUGAUUGUUGGGGAAACAGGGUCGGGGAAGACAACGCAGAUACCGCAGUAUCUUCAAGAAGCCGGUUACACAAAGCGUGGGAAGAUCGGUUGCACUCAGCCUCGGAGAGUUGCUGCGAUGAGCGUUGCUUCCCGAGUGGCUCAAGAGCUGGGUGUGAAACUCGGACACGAGGUUGGAUAUUCCAUUAGGUUCGAAGACUGUACCUCAGAGAAAACAGUAAUGAAGUACAUGACUGACGGGAUGCUGUUGCGAGAGCUUCUCAUAGAACCGAAGCUCGAUAGCUACAGCGUCAUCAUGGUUGAUGAGGCGCACGAAAGAACGCUGUCCACUGAUAUCCUGUUUGGGUUAGUGAAGGAUUUAGCAAAAGUUAGGCCUGAUCUGAGGCUAAUAAUCUCCAGUGCAACGCUUGAAGCUGAAAAGUUCUCUGAAUAUUUUGAUUCAGCUCGGAUUUACAAGAUUCCGGGAAGAAGAUACCGGGUUGAAAAGCUCUUCCAAAAAUGGCCCGAACCUGACCGGUUGGAGACAGCGAUACGCACUGUGUUUCAGAUCCAUCAGACUGAGCCACCUGGAGACGUUUUGGUUUUCCUCACUGGCCAAGAAGAGAUUGAAACAGCAGAAACGAAGUUGAAGCUACGGAUGAUGGAUUUGGGUACAAAGAGCUCUGAGAUCAUUAUCUGCCCAAUCUACUCAAAUCUCCCGACCGAACUACAGGCAAAAGUGUUUGAACCGGCUCCUAAAGGAUCGCGGAAAGUUGUCCUGGCAACGAAUAUUGCGGAAACAUCUUUAACCAUUGAUGGAAUUAGGUACGUAGUUGAUCCAGGGUACUGCAAGCUCAACUCAUACAACCCAAGAACUGGAAUGGAGUCUCUGCUUGAAACUCCUAUCUCCAAGGCUUCCGCAGAGCAACGAGCUGGUCGGUCUGGAAGAACGGGUCCGGGUAAAUGUUUCAGGUUGUACAACGUCAAGGACUUGGAGGCCACCACAAUACCAGAAGUCCAAAGGGCAAACCUUGCGAGUGUUGUACUUACUUUGAAAAGCCUUGGGAUUCAAGAUGUGUUCACUUUUGAUUUCAUGGAUCCUCCACCUGAAAACGCUCUGUUAAAAGCUCUGGAGUUGCUCUAUGCUCUGGGUGCUUUGGAUGUAAACGGUGAGAUUACUAAGCUUGGGGAAAGAAUGGUGGAGUUUCCGGUUGACCCGAUGCUAUCAAAGAUGAUUUGGUGCUACGAGAACUACAUUCAGAGCAAGAGUAUGAGAAGAGCUAGAGAUAUACGUGAACAGCUAGCUGGACUUCUUAAGAAGAUUGGAGUAGAACUUGAGUCAAGCCCGGAUGACUUAGACGCGGUUAAGAAGGCGAUCCUGGCGGGAUUCUUCCCGCAUUCUGCAAAGUUACAGAAGGAUGGAUCGUACAGAAGAGUGAAAGAACCUCAGACUGUUUACGUACAUCCUAACUCUGGCUUGUUUGGUGGGGCGUCGCCUAGUAAGUGGCUGGUGUAUCAUGAGCUAGUGUUUACUACCAAGGAAUAUAUGAGGCAUAUAACCGAGAUGAAACCCGAGUGGCUAGUUGAAAUAGCUCCUCAUUACUACAAGCUUAAAGACAUCGAAGACACUCGGCCAAAGAAAACACAGAGCAGCAGCAGUAGCAGAAGAUCCACGAGUUCGAAGGUCGAUACUACUAAGAAGAAAACGACUGAUAAGAAAGAAAGAAGAAAAAUCAAGAAUUCAACAGUGACAAUGAAACUUACCGGGGUUUUCAUUGGGGAAGAAGCCAUGGAGAAACACCUGGACAUUCCUCCGUUACUCGAUGGAGAAGAUUCCGGAUGCUAUCGACCCAUGUCCGAGACUGUCUCGCAUACAUCGUUUACAAUACCUGUAGAGAUUCCACCAUUGGAUUAUAUAACUCACGUGAAGCACCGAACAAAAAGUCCCAAGAUUUUACCUUGGCGUAUACAGAGUAAACACCUACCUUUGCUUUUCAUGGAGAACGCUCCUCCAACAUGUUUGCUUUUGAUUUCUACUACGACCUGCAACGAGCAGAACGAGCAAAAAAAGCUUCCUUUGGUAGUCUCGACCUUAAAGCUGCUUCUCCUCUCAAUGCUACAUUUCACCGGAAAACAUAAGUUGAUGAACCAACUCAAUCUGCAUUGGUAUCAGAAAAACCAGCGACUGCUGCAGCCGUUAGAGUCAACAAAUCGCCCGGGCUACGAACAUCGACGGCUGAUCGGACAGCAGAGACCAAGCGAUCGUGACCGGCGCCGGAGAGCUCCGCCAGUUCGACGCAGUGAGAAGCUAGCAGCUCCGAUGCCGAAGCCAGAGCUGAGCUCAUCAUCUUUGAUUCCGUUAAGCGGUCACGGCGGCGAUGGCAGCCGCAAGAGACGCAAUCGAGACGGCGGUAUGAAGAUGCGCGUUCUCCACGCGAGCUUUAUCUCUCUUCCUUACGCCGGAGACCCUUCCGCCGGCAAAUUCUCGGUGGUGGAACCAUUUCCCGAUCGUUCCCGUUCUCCGCGCCGAAUACUUUACUUAUCCAAGCAGACGAGAGUAUCAAAAAUAUCAUGUAAAUCGUACACAAACGAAAGAGAAGUUGAACGGCUUACGAGUAGCGGCGGUGGUGGUGGUGGUGGUGCCGGAGCCGGUGAACUGACGGCGAUUUCUGAGAGGAUAAAGCUA